Messenger RNA from Cololabis saira (Pacific saury), 1062 nucleotides. Its product is annotated as cytokine receptor-like. The transcript has 3 exons. Lineage: Eukaryota; Metazoa; Chordata; Actinopteri; Beloniformes; Belonidae. The record is from RefSeq and is a predicted model, not a curated record. Bases 1 to 987 code for a protein of 328 amino acids.
AUGGCUGAGGCUGGCUUCGCAAGGACACCGGAGCAGCUCAAGAUAAAAUGGAAGAACCUACGAACGGCGUAUAUUAGCGCCAAAAAUAAAAAUAAUAGAAGUGGACACGAUCCAGCAAGUUGUCCACACUUCGCUAUUUUAGACGACCUGCUUGGGGGUCGUCCCUUGUCCCAAGCCGGACAAAAUGGGGUGGACUCCGGAUUCCCGGCAGCCAACCAAGAAGCAGCAACAGACAUGGAGUCAACAGCAGAAACCGAGAUGGGCGGCCAUGUUGAGACAGCAGAGCGUGGAGAAGAGGCUUGUCCCGUUGCUGGGACCUCACAGUGCAGUUCCCCGCUGCAGAGCAACUCGGAGUUACUAGAGAUAAGUGCUCAGAGACCUCGUCGGAGGCGGCAGGGAAGCGACGUCGCUCUCCUAUGCGACUUCUGGCGAGAGCGUCAUCGGGAGCGCGACGAGCAACAGAGGGAGCGCGACGAGCAACAGAGGGAGCGCGACGAGCAACAGAGAGAGAGCGACGACCGACAGGAGCGGACGCUGGCCUGUUUUCUCGGGGAGAUAAGAGCCACAAACAGACUGUUCGGCGCAGUUCUGGACUCCAUUAACAGACUGACGCCUCCGGCACCCACCUCCCACCCACCUAGGAACUCCACCCCACGACCAGGGUAUCUGGCCUUCCCAAGACCUUUAAGCCCGGUGUACCACCCACAAACUCCAUCCACCCCCUCACGACCAAGGCCAAUGACCUCCGACCCGGAAGCCUACCCAGGGUACCACCGUGCCCUUCCAGGCCCAUCAAGCCCGGCGCCAUCCACCCCCUCUUCGCCAAUGACCUCCGACCCGGAAGCCUACCCAGGGUACCACCGUUCCCUUCCAGGCCCAUCAAGCCCGGCACCAUCCACCCCCUCUUCGCCAAUGACCUCCGACCCGGAAGUCUACCCAGGGUACCACGGUGCCCUCCCAGGUCCAUCCAAGUACCGCGACCUGUAGACAUUUGUUUUUUUUUUUAUUCAGCUUUUUUUGCACAUGUUCAAUUCAUCUUUUUAUGCACAUGUUUAAUCUAUG